CUGCCGCAGGACUCCCGGUACUCAAAAAUCAUUCUAGGAAAAGGAGAAAGGAAACCAAAAAUAUAUUCACAGGCUAAAACCCUUCGUCCCAUGACGCUUCAAAAUCAAAUCCGCAGGGUUUUUUUGUUUCAACGAAAGAAAAUCUCAGGAAUCGUUUUUGGCUUUUAGCGCAAGAAAACCAAUAUCAUGAGGAGGCGAAGGAUCGACAACCCAGGGUUUGAAGAAUGGGUUCCAGUUAGUCCUUACACUUUAUAUGGUGGCGUGGAGUUUUGUCCUUCUGCCAUUGCCAAAUAUGAAGAUGAAUUCAUUUACGGUAAAAAGCCUUCAGACUCUCUUGCAAUAGAUGUAAGGAAGCACCUUUCGUAUUUGGGUUGGACAAUCGAGCGUAAAAGUUAUAGGAAUUCAUAUAGAUAUCGAUACAUCUCGCCUGAUAAUACCCAGAUAUAUUAUUCUCUUCAUCAACUAUGUCAUGAUCUGAGAGAACCCGUUAUGCAGAGCCAAAGAGGUAAAAAGAUAGUUAUUAAAACUUCAAAGAAAUCAGGAGUUGGUAAUCAGAAAUUUAAUCAGACUACCCAAGUGCAAUGCUCGGGCAAAAGGGCUAAGAAGAGAGGGACAAGUGCUUGUUCCUCAAAACGCAGUCAUACUGUUUUAUCUUUGUUGAUAGACAAUAAUGUGGUGUUGAUAGGGGCAAGAGUGCAUUACCGUACUGGCCGGCCUGGUAAUCAAUUGACAGAAGGGUGGAUAACUCGUGGUGGAAUCAAGUGCACUUGUUGUGAGCGGAUCUUUAAGCUCACUGAAUUUGAAUCUCAUGCUGGUAGCACUCAACACAGGCCAUCAGAGAAUAUUUUAUUGGAAGAUGGCAGGUCAUUGUCGGAUUGUAAUAAGCAAUUGUGUGGUAAAUAUAAGAGGCAAAAGAGCACAACUAGGGUGUGUAAGAGGAAAGAUGAACAAUGUGGAAAGGAACCUAGUGAUUAUGUGUGUUCUGUUUGUCGAGAUGGGGGUGAUUUAAUUUUAUGUGAUCAAUGUCCGUCAGCAUUUCACACAAGUUGUAUUGGUUUGGAGGAUGUUCCUGAUGGGGAUUGGUUUUGCCCAUUUUGCUGUUGUAUUAUUUGUGGCCACGCCCAAUUCCAAGAGAUUGUUCAGCAAGAUGGUUGCACUGUCAGUUGUGACCAAUGCCACCUUAAAUUUCAUGUUGGGUGUGCAAGGGAUAGAGGACUAAUCAAGUUUGAAGGUAGAAAUUUUCAUGAUAAUUUUUGCAGCAACAAGUGCGAAGAAAUAUUUUCAAGUCUCCAAAAGCUUGUGGGAAAAUCGAUUGUUGUAGGUGAAGACAAUCUCACUUGGACAUUGUUGAAACCCCUCAAGGACUUCUCAGCUAACAAUAGGAGGCUUAAUCUUGCUCUUGAUGUCAUGCAUGAAUGUUUUGAAUCAGUUGAAGAAGCCUACACGGGAAGAGAUAUUAUUGAGGAUGUGAUCUUUAACAGAGGAUCUGUGCUCAAUCGUUUGAACUUUCGGGGAUUCUACACAGUGCUCUUAGAGAGAGAUGGUGAAGCAAUGAGUGCUGCUAAUGUGCGGGUUUGUGGAGAUAAGGUGGCUGAGGUGCCUUUUGUUGGCACCAGGUUUGAGCAUAGAAGACUUGGAUUGUGCAGGAUAUUGAUGUGUGAGCUUGAAAAGCAUCUAAUGAAUUUGGGAGUGGAGAGGUUAGUUUUACCUUCUGCUGCUGGCAUGGUGGACACUUGGAUCAAUUCCUUUGGAUUCUCUAAGAUGACAGAUUUUGAUACAAGGGAGAAUUUGGCAUACACUGUCCUGAAUUUUCAAGAUGCUAUCAUGUGCCAAAAGAUCUUGAGGAAGGUAUAUUGUUGCUGAUGAUCUGAUGAACUAAUCCUGAAUUUAAACCUCUAUUUUUUUUAAAUGGAUAUUCUAGGCCUUGACAUUGUAAUAUGAAGUUUAUAUUAGACCAUUAUAAGAAAAUUUACUUUUAUAUGCAGAUGAAAGAGUUGGAUUGAGAGAUUGUAGGAAGUUUAUAUCUUUGUCUU
This is a messenger RNA of Manihot esculenta (cassava), 2033 nucleotides long. RefSeq names its product increased DNA methylation 1. The coding region runs from base 187 to 1863 and encodes 558 amino acids. Gene Ontology annotation, molecular function: acyltransferase activity, transferring groups other than amino-acyl groups; transcription corepressor activity. The record is from RefSeq and is a predicted model, not a curated record. The transcript has a single exon. Gene Ontology annotation, biological process: negative regulation of DNA-templated transcription. Lineage: Eukaryota; Viridiplantae; Streptophyta; Magnoliopsida; Malpighiales; Euphorbiaceae.